Messenger RNA from Erpetoichthys calabaricus (reedfish), 1444 nucleotides. RefSeq names its product cocaine- and amphetamine-regulated transcript protein. The transcript has 3 exons. Bases 610 to 939 code for a protein of 109 amino acids. NCBI's taxonomy places the organism in Eukaryota, Metazoa, Chordata, Cladistia, Polypteriformes, Polypteridae. The record is from RefSeq and is a predicted model, not a curated record. Gene Ontology annotation, molecular function: neuropeptide hormone activity. Gene Ontology annotation, biological process: positive regulation of MAPK cascade; G protein-coupled receptor signaling pathway; cellular response to starvation.
UAAAAAAUAAUUUUCACAGUUUGAUGUGAAUUCAGUUAUUAAUCAUAAAUGGAAAUCAUUCAUCCUUUGGUUAGAACUUCAGCCUGCUAUGAGUUAAAAAAAAUGUGGUUUAAAAAAAAAAAAGUAUUUUUUGGAAAGUUCAUAUUUGAUUUCUGUUCAUUUUGUGACAUUUUGAAUACUGAAUUUUCUAUGCAUUGGAGCAGUUUAACUCAGGCAAGGGCAGAAGAAUCAGUAAUCAACAGAAUACCAGGGCAACAUCUAAUGAGAAGUCAUCUUCUAAAUGCAAAUAUAUAUGAAAUGGUCGAAGGAUGGAUGGAUAAUUAAAAGCCAGUCGAGGUCUGUGCUGCUCGGCAAGAGCUAUAAUGUACGUGACACUCACCGACUCCCACGCUUAUUGAUGCUGGAUCACACCUUUCUUCCAGUCGAUAUUUCCAGGCUUUUGUAAUCAGAUGGAGACGCAAUUUGGGGUGAGUGAGUAGUUUAAGACGUCACACACACACACACACACACAAAACUGUGUUCAAUCUCAACCGUUCGAUAUAAAAGGCGCGAGAAAGGGAGCAGAGGCACGGUGGUUAAGACCCAAGCGCAACAAGAGACUUCAGCACCAUGGACAGCACCCACAUCUGCCUUCUCACCUUGGUCAGCGCAGCCCUGAUGCUCCACUCCAAUUGUCAGGACGUCGAACUGGACACGCGGUCUGUAGACUACUACAUGAAAGACGACUCGUCUAAUGAAAAGCAACUGAUUGAUGCGCUCCAGGAGGUUCUUGAAAAGCUGAAAAACAAGCGAAUUCCUUAUUACGAGAAAAAGAUCGGCCAACUACCGAUGUGUGAUGCGGGGGACCAGUGUGCCGUGAGAAAAGGCGCCCGGAUUGGGAAGCUCUGCGACUGUCCCAGAGGAACCUCCUGCAAUUCCUUCCUCCUCAAGUGUCUGUGAAAAGUCAAACAGCAAACAGCCUUCAACAAAUCUACACCUCGUAAUCUGUCAUAACCUUCAAAAACGUUCAAGAUAAAAACGACGCUGACUGCAGACAAAGGAAUAAGUCAAAGGACCCAGAAUGUACUUCGUUGUGACCGUCAAAUCUGCGUGUCUGUCAUGUGUUGAAUGAAGGAAACAAAAUCAGUUAAAUACGUUUAUUUCUAAGGCAUAUUUUUGUAUAUAUCCAGUAAUGAAGUCAAUAAAUAAGUUUACUAACAAGAAGUUUCAGUCCUCAAUUAAAAGCCAUAGUAAACGGACAUAAUUUACAGACAACUUUAUCUCCCUCCAUCUCUUGCACCUCAAGAAAACGUUUGAUUUACAAGAAGAUCUCAUAUAUAACAAUGUUUUCAGCAUGUUCACUUAUCUGCCACUUCUUCUUCUUCAUCGCUUGGACUUGCUAAUUAAAGUACUGUAAUUCUCCAUUGUAUGGUUGUAAAAUAAUAAAGCUACAUAGUAAGAGGCA